Cajanus cajan (pigeon pea) is the source of this 3016-nucleotide messenger RNA. It is a transcript of the gene TRZ4, whose product is annotated as tRNAse Z4. The record is from RefSeq and is a predicted model, not a curated record. Gene Ontology annotation, molecular function: 3'-tRNA processing endoribonuclease activity. Gene Ontology annotation, cellular component: mitochondrion. Lineage: Eukaryota; Viridiplantae; Streptophyta; Magnoliopsida; Fabales; Fabaceae. Gene Ontology annotation, biological process: mitochondrial tRNA 3'-end processing.
UAAACCCUCUUCAGAAUUCAGAUAAAGGCCGAGUCCAUGGCCCAACUUUCAAAGUUUCGUCACUGUCUCUUCCCUUCUCUCUCUUCUCCCUUCUUCUCCAAACCCUCCCUCCAAUUCCACUCUCUCAUAACCGCCUCCGCCAAACCACACCGUUACAACCUCCGCACUAAAACCACCACGCCGAUGGACCCCACCUUCAACAAGCGAAGGGCCCAAGGCAGAGACGCCUCCAAGAAGGACCUGCCCCUCAAAGUUCGCAAGCUUAACCCUAUCAAUACCAUAUCCUACCUUCAGAUAUUGGGGACUGGAAUGGAUACUCAAGACACCUCUCCUUCCGUUCUGCUUUUCUUCGACAAUCAGAGGUUUAUAUUUAAUGCUGGCGAGGGAUUGCAAAGGUUUUGCACGGAGCAUAAGAUUAAGUUAUCAAAGAUAGAUCACAUUUUUCUUUCUCGUGUAUGUUCUGAGACCGCGGGCGGCCUUCCAGGUUUACUGCUUACUUUGGCUGGCAUGGGAGAAGAGGGGAUGUCUGUUAAUAUAUGGGGCCCAUCAGAUUUUAAGUAUUUAGUAGAUGCCAUGAGAUCUUUUAUUCCCAAUGCUGCCAUGGUUCACACAAAGAGCUUUGGUCCCAUCUUCAACACUGAUGAACCCACUGUGCCACAUCAAAGCAAGCUUUUGGACCCCAUUGUUCUCAUUGAUGAUGAGGUGGUCAAAAUAUCAGCCACUAUCCUACAACCAAACUGCAUUGAAACCCUUGACUCCCCCAAUGGCAAAAAGAAACCUGUUGCCAAACCCGGUGAUAUGUCUGUAGUAUAUGUUUGUGAACUGCCUGAAAUCAAGGGAAAAUUUGAUCCAGAGAAAGCUAAAGCCCUUGGUCUCAGACCUGGGCCAAAGUAUCGUGAACUGCAACUUGGAAACUCGGUGAAAUCUGAUCACCAGAAUAUCAUGGUUCAUCCAAGUGAUGUCUUGGGUCCUUCUGUUCCUGGUCCCAUUGUACUCCUUGUGGAUUGCCCAACAGAAUCCCAUUUGGAAGCAUUAUUGUCUGUACAAUCACUUAAUAGCUAUUGUGAUCAACUGGACAACCUACCAGAGGGUGGUAAGGUUGUCACUUGUGUAAUUCACCUAACUCCUGCAUCUGUUGUGAGUUGUUCAAAUUACCAAAAAUGGAUGAGGAAAUUCGGUUCUGCACAACAUAUCAUGGCUGGACAUGAAAAGAAGAAUGUAGAGAUUCCUAUUUUGAAAGCUAGUGCAAGAAUUGCAACGCGGCUUAAUUACUUGUGUCCUCAGUUCUUUCCAGCUCCAGGAUUUUGGUCUCUUCCUAAUCAUAAUAGCUCAAAAAUUGGCUCUCUUGCUUCAAGUGAGGGUUCUUUCUCAGAAAUUUCUGAAGUCAUUUCUGCUGAAAAUCUUCUUAAGUUUACUUUGCGUCCUUUUGCUCAUCUUGGGUUGGAUAGAUCUUAUAUUCCUACUACGGUGGCUACCUCAGAAAUCAUUGAUGAGUUACUGUCAGAGAUUCCUGAGGUUUCAGAAGCAGUUAAGCAUGUGAGUCAGCUCUGGCAAGAAUCUAGUCAGACAAAGGAGGAUUUAACUCCUGUGGUGGAUCGUAAGAUGAUGAUUGAGGAACCUUGGCUAUGUGCAAAUGGUAUUCCUGCUUGUUUGGAAAAUAUAAGGAGAGAUGACUUAGAGAUAGUUCUUCUUGGAACUGGUUCAUCCCAGCCAUCAAAAUACCGAAAUGUGAGCUCAAUAUAUAUAAAUCUUUUCUCAAAAGGAGGUUUACUCUUGGAUUGUGGUGAAGGAACCUUGGGACAACUUAAAAGAAGAUAUGGUGUUACUGGUGCUGAUGAUGCUGUGAGAACUUUAAGGUGCAUUUGGAUUUCACAUAUUCAUGCUGAUCAUCAUACAGGCUUGGCCAGGAUUCUUGCUCGGCGCUGUGAUUUGCUGAGGGGGGUGCCUCAUGAACCAGUGCUUGUUAUAGGACCAAGGCAGCUUAAGAGAUAUUUAGAUGCAUACCAAAGACUUGAAGAUUUAGAUAUGCUGUUUCUCGACUGCAAGCAUACCACAGCAGCUUCAUUGGAUGCUUUUGAGGAUGAUUUCCAAGGAAACUUGGCUAGUUCUCAGAACCUGAACAAUAAUAAUGGGGACUCAAAUGCAUCAAAAGUUGAUUCAACUUUGUUUGCUAAAGGAUCUCGUAUGCAAAGCUAUUUUAAAAGACCAGGUAGUCCUGUUGACAAAGAUGCAGUCUCUCCUAUCCUAAAGAAAUUCAAGGAGGUAAUCCAGGAAGCUGGUCUGAAGGCCUUGAUUAGUUUUCCCGUUGUACAUUGCCCACAGGCAUUUGGUGUAGUUUUAAAGGCAGAAGAGAGGACUAAUAGUGUCGGAAAAGUGAUACCAGGCUGGAAGAUUGUAUAUUCUGGUGACACAAGGCCCUGCCCAGAGCUAAUAGAAGCAUCUCGUGGUGCAACAGUUCUUAUACAUGAGGCAACUUUUGAGGAUGCUAUGGUAGAGGAGGCUAUAGCAAGAAAUCACAGCACCACAAACGAAGCCAUAGAAAUGGGAGACUCUGCUAAUGUAUAUCGAACCGUACUGACCCAUUUCAGCCAAAGAUACCCUAAAAUUCCUGUAUUCGAUGAAACGCACAUGCAUAAAACAUGUAUUGCAUUUGACAUGAUGAGUAUCAAUGUAGCUGAUUUGCAAGUGCUUCCCAAGGUUCUUCCUUAUUUGAAAUUGCUUUUCAAAAAUGAAAUGAUGGUUGACGAGUCAGAUGAUGUGGUAGAAGCUGCUGUGACUUCAGCUUCUUGAUACAAUGACCCCAUUGUAUUAUUAAUUUUUAUUUUUUAAAUUAUGAUUAUAUGCUGUACAAUAUGGUAGCGUUCUUUGUUAGAUUGCCCUUGCAGUUCGCCCAACUUCAUUUUUUUAGGGGUUAUUACGUUCUGACCGCUGUUGAAUCAUUUGUUAAGGCAUGUACCAAACACAACACUAUUUGUCGAAGUUAAUUUAGCAUUGUAUUUAAUGAUUUUUUCAGAUA